Molecule: messenger RNA, 1251 nt
Organism: Schistosoma spindalis
Lineage: Eukaryota; Metazoa; Platyhelminthes; Trematoda; Strigeidida; Schistosomatidae
Source: the annotation of a GenBank genome assembly
AUGAAUCCUCAUCGAUUUUUGUGUCGUGUUUGUAAUAUAUGGUGUGACACUGAGAAUGUCCUACGAGCGCAUGAAACGGGGAGAAAACAUCGCUCUAAAUGUCUUGCUUUAGACAGUUUAAACAUAGGGGAUCAUAUUAAUUAUCCUCUAAAAAUUUCCUUACCAACACUGGUUACUCCUGAUUCGGGCUCGCCGAAGGAUUCUAUCUUAGAUACCAGCUCUUAUUCUGCAGGGCCAAUAAGAAAUCCAAUCUGUGAUCAAGAAUCGUCUUUAUAUUCAAACCAGUUAUCUUCAGCUUCCGAAGUCUCUUUUACCUGCAACUUAUGCGGUGUACAUAUGAAUUCUUCAGAUCAAUAUACUUCUCACCUUCGUGGUCGCAAACAUCAAAGUAAAAUAAAUCUUAAUCCAGUUUCUAGUCUGUCUUCAAGCGAUCCAGCAAUGUCACCAUCAAGUGACGAAAGCUCAACUUCUGUUUUUUAUCAGUGCAAUAUUUGUCAAUUUGUAAUAUUCAGUUCAAUGAAACUGAAACAUUUGGAGUCAGAAGAGCACCAACUGAAUGUUCGCAAGUUAAAAGAAAAAUCAGUAUCAUCAAGUCCUUUUGUAGACAACUCUCACCUACGUAAAUUUAAACGAUCUUGUCGAGAGGUCUUAGUACCCGUAUAUGGAUCAAUUAAGUUCACAUCUGCUGAGGCUAAGCUUCUGGAGAAUUCAGCGAAAGGAGAUCAAGAUUGUGUUUUGUUGUUGGAUUCAUUUGACGGUCGAGAUCGUAUUGCAAUACAUCUGGCAAACGCAUUACUAAUAGCUAAUAAAAAUCUAUCAACUAUCGACUCGUCAAGCCCUUCUGCUCCUACUUGGGUAAUAUGGGUUCUACCCAAAACAGAAAGUUCCUCAUCUAACUCGAUUUCUGUGUUCAGAUCUCAAUCAGAUAAUGACAAUGAUACAUCUCAACGUCCUUUAAAAAUUGCUUACUUACCUUGUGAUGUAAAAAAAUUAACACAAGUUGAUUUGAUACUUACAACCUCUGAUUUAUUUGUUGAGCACUUAUCAAUUCUACUAAUGAAACAAGCAUUUGUUUGUGGCAUAAUUAUUCAUGAUGUCGAUGUUGCGUUAAAAAAUGAAGAGUUUUGCAAGCUUCUUUAUCGUUAUCGUCAAUAUUUCACAAACCAACAUAAUCGAGGCCGAAUCAUAUGUUUUGGUCGAAUGAAAGUAGAGGAAGACAGUGUUUUUUCGUCGUUCACACAGUACGGUUAG